Juglans regia (Persian walnut) is the source of this 2471-nucleotide messenger RNA. Its product is annotated as pentatricopeptide repeat-containing protein At1g11710, mitochondrial. The transcript is spliced from 2 exons. The record is from RefSeq and is a predicted model, not a curated record. Gene Ontology annotation, molecular function: protein binding. Bases 137 to 2107 code for a protein of 656 amino acids. NCBI's taxonomy places the organism in Eukaryota, Viridiplantae, Streptophyta, Magnoliopsida, Fagales, Juglandaceae.
CUCUCAAACGUUUCAGAACACUGUUUUCCACAAGAGAGAGCCUUCCUUUCUCCUAUUGUCUUCUAUCAUCUCUCCUUCCAAGUAAAGACGCUCCAGAGGUAGUAGGCCAUUUGAUGAACCGGGUUUUAGGCACUCUAUGUUUUUGAGCUUCUGUUUAACCAAAGGAAGUGCUUUCAUACGCCGAGGCUUCCACGUAGGUAAGCAGUUCUCAAAUCCAAGUACUGAGGAUAUUGUGUUUAGCGCAAUUUGCGUUAAUUUAAAGCAGAGGAGAUGGAGAAUCUUGGAGCAAAUGUGGCGGAGUCUCGACAAUUCUUUAGUGUGUCGUGUCAUUCUCGAGUUUCAGAACUCGCCGCUGUUAGCUUUAGAGUUUUACAAUUGGGUUGGAGAGAAGAAGAAAUUUUCACACUCAUUGGAAUCUUCUUGUACUGUAAUUCAUUUGUUGGUCAACUCAAGGAGAUUCGAUGAUGCCUUGGCUCUUAUGGGGAACUUGAUUUGUGUAGCUGGCGUGCCUCCCCUGAAGGCUUUGGAAGGGUUGGCUAAUAGUUAUAAAGGAUGUGAUUCAAGUCCAGCAGUGUUUGACGCAUUGAUCAGGGCUUGUACUCAGAUUGGAGACACCGAUGGUGCUUAUGAAGUGAUCAAGAAGUUGAGGACCGAGAGUUAUUCAGUUACGAUUCAUGCUUGGAAUAACUUUUUGGGUCACCUAUUGAAGUUGAAUGAGAUCCAUAGGUUUUGGGAGGUGUACAGGGAAAUGAUUUCAUAUGGGUAUAGUGAAAAUGUGAAUACUUUCAAUUUGAUUGUUUAUGCUCUUUGUAAGGAAUGCAGAUUACCAGAAGCAGUCUCAAUAUUUUACCGGAUGUUGAAGAAUGGAAUUUGGCCUAAUGUUGUUACUUUUAACAUGAUCAUAGAUGGAGCUUGCAAGAUGGGUGACUUGGCUCUUUACUUGAAGCUUCUGAGGAAGAUGGAAGUGAUGUCAGGGGGGUUUGUACAACCCAAUUCAGUUACUUACAAUUGUGUCAUUAAUGGGUUGUGCAAGAUGGGGAGUGUAGGAUCUGCAAAGGAAGUGCAUAAUGAAAUGACUAAGUUGGGUAUUGAGUCCAAUGAAAGGACCUAUGCGACUCUGAUAGAUGGGUAUGCAAGAGGAGGGAGGUUGGAGGAGGCUUUUAAGUUGUGUAAUGAAAUGGUGGAAAGGGGCUUAAUUCCUAAUGCUGUUGUUUACAAUACAGUUAUCCAUUGGCUGUACAAGGAGAGAGAUAUUGAGGGAGCUUCUUUGCUAUUGUCUGACAUGAUUGAUAAGCAUAUAUGCCCUGAUCAAUUCACCUACUCAAUCCUCAUAAAGGGGCUUUGCAUAAAUGGAUAUAUGACAGAAGCUUUUAAACUAAAUAACCAGAUUAUGGAAAGGAACCUCACUACAGAUGCUUAUCCUCACAAUAUCCUCAUUGAUUAUAUGUGCAGAAACAAAAAUUUAGCAGGGGCUAAGCAACUGCUGGGCAGUAUGUUUGUUCAUGGUUUAAUCCCUGACCUCGUUACAUAUGGUAGUUUGAUUGAUGUGUUCUGCAAGGAAGGAAAUGUAGAGCAUGCGGUUCAGGUCUAUGACAAAAUGAUAAAGGUGGAAGAAAGUCCCAACUUGGUUAUAUACAAUAUUCUUCUAAAUGGUUUAUGCAGAGAAGCGUCAAUGGAUGUUGCUAAACUUUUGGUAGAUAUUUUAAGUAGGAAGGGUUUACUCGAUGCCAUAACCUAUAAUACCUUGAUAAAUGGCUAUUUCCUUGGUGGGAAGGCUGAUGAGGCAUUUGCGAUGGUAUCGGAAAUGAGAAAGGUGGGGAUUUUAGAGAACAGAGUCACUUACAACAUAUUAAUCAACUUCUUUUGCAAGUUUGGAUGUUUUCAAGAAGCAAAAGACCUUUUGAAGAUGAUGGUUCUUCGUGGCAUUGUUCCUGAUUUCAUAACAUAUACAACUCUUGUUACCCAUUUCAGUAAGAAUUGCAGUCCAGAGGAAGUGAUUGAAUUGCAUGAUGAGAUGGUGCUUAAGGGAGUAAUUCCUGAUAGACAAACAUAUAAGACGAUUGUUAGCCCACUUCUUCACGAAGACAAUGCAAAGACUGCAGUUUAGCAUGGCAAAGUGAGCUUCAAAAACUCAAAAGUUUAGUAUGGCCAUUUUAAGCCUUUGUAGAUUACUUCCUUGUGUUGACCAAGCAUGUAUUCAUCCAUAUUUUGUUUGUGCUUUAGGACCCCCUAGACUCUUGAAUGAAGAAUUUUUUGAUCUACCAAUUCAACAUGUUGGUAAAUGGUAACGUCUCUACUCCCGCCACAAUCGUGUUACAACGGCAUGUUACUUGGCUUUAUGGGAGGGUCAUGUAAACUCUUUUAAGAGAUGCCUUUGUAGGAUCACAGAUGGGGGUCAUUUUUGCUCCACACAGAUAAUUUGUGGAAUUUCUUUUCUUCAUGUUCUAGUUUCAUUUAGUAAAUUUUGUUCA